AUGGCGGAAUUCUCACAGGUCAACAUAGCUCACGAAGUUGCGUACAAGGAAACUGAUUCAAAGGUAUCUGCUCAUAAUCUCACUAUGGAAGCUGCAAAUACUAUGGAGUCUGCUGUGCAGUGGUAUCCAGAGACAAUCGUUGCUCCAACGCAAAUUUCAGAAAUUCAUUUAGACAUGGAGAAACAAUUGCAAGUGGUUGCUGAUGAGAUGGACACUGAACUAAGCAAAGCUUCAGAAAUCCUGUUGGAAUUUCAAAAGGAAUUGUUAAUGCCAGUUGAAGAGCCCUCCAUUCCAGACAUUGUUGAAAUCUCCGAAUUGUUGAUGGAUGUUGACAGUGACACGAAAUCCCCUGAAAUGGAAUUUCAUAUCAGCAGUUCUAAUGCUCAGCAAGCUGUAUCCCAAAGUCGUUUAUAUGGAAUGUCAGCGCAGAGAGUGACUGAUACACCAACGCAUAGGGUAUAUGAAAAGGCCUCUUAUUACGCAGCUCAACAAGUAACAACCAACACACAAAUGGUGUCUGUGGAGAUUAACUCAGUCUGUAAUCAUACUCCGCUUGUAGUGGAAAUGACUGAUGAUGCCAGUCACAAUGUAGAAGAGCAAGUUUCAUCUACCAGUGUUAUCGUUGAGGGUAAGCCAACAAACGGUGCAGUGGAAUCCGAUGUGGUGAAACAAAGUCAGGAGCAGCCUAAUAAGGAAGAUACCAAAACUGGUGGAGACAAGGCUACUGAUGAUGUGUCUACUAGAGAUGAAAUAAAUUCCAAUGGCGACAAGGUGGCCAAAGAUGAAAAUAAAGAGGUGUCCAAAGACAAUAACCCUCAACUAAAGGAGAAAACUGAAGAAACAAAAACCAAACUGAUAGAACCAGAAAUUGUGAAACCUGAAACCAAUGAAAAUGAGAAAGUGGAAGAGAAGGCAGUAGUAACUAAAGAAAAGGAAUCUGGGAAACCGGUUGCUGUGGAAACUAGCAAAGAUGAGAAUAGUGGGAAUAAUGGCGUGACUGAUGCACCGGAAAUGACAACGAAAGCCAAGAAGAAGAAAGUAAAGGAGCUUGAUCACAUCAGUCGAACAAUGAUGCAAGCAUUGAAUGGGUUAAACACCCCGGAAGAGAAGAUAGCUGCACUGUGCAAGAAAUAUGCUGAUUUGACUGCUGAGCAUCGUCUGUUGACCAAUAAGUUCAAGUUACAACAAAAACAAUUCCAGCAACUGCAGAGAGAAAAGGAUCACUUGCAGAGUGAACACAGUAAAGCUGUCCUCGCUAAAAGUAAACUAGAAAGUCUGUGUCGUGAAUUACAACGUCAUAACAAAGUUAUCAAAGAUGAGAGUUUACAGAGAGCUAGGGAUGAAGAGGAAAAAAGAAAAGAGCUCUCACAAAAGUUUCAGCAAACAAUCAAUGAUAUCACCACACAAAUGCAGGAGAAUCAUAAUAAAAAUAUUAAGUUGAAAGAAGAAAAUCUUGAAUUGGCUUCAAAAUUAAAAGGUUUGGUGGAACAGUAUGAGCGGAGAGAGGAGCAUAUAGAGAAGAUGUUCAAACACAAGGAGUUGGAGUUGCAGCUAUCUGAUGCAAAACUACAGCAGAGUACCAUGCAGUUAGCAGAAGAAAAAGAUAGGAAUCUCAGAGAAAAAACAAUUUUAAUCACUGAAACAGCAGAUUAUCAAAGAAAAUGUGAAGUGUUACAAGAACAGGAAUUACAGCUCAGAAGUCAGUUGGAAGUUUACACUGAAAAGUUUGAGGAGUUUCAGACCACACUGACUAAAAGUAACGAGGUAUUCCAGCAAUUCAAACAUGAGAUGGAUAAGAUGACCAAGAAAAUUAAAAAGUUAGAAAAGGAAACUCAUACUUGGAGAACACGAUGGGAGAAUUCUAAUAGAUCAUUACUGAAAAUGGCUGAAGAGAAAACUAUACGUGAUAAAGAAAUGCUUUCACAGGCCAGCAAGAUUCAAAAAUUAGAAAAAUUAUGUAGAGCUUUGCAGGCGGAGAGAAAUGCAUUAGCAGGAAAAGCAAAAGAUGCCGGCGGGAGUGGAUCAUCGUCUCCAACACCCACGCCACCUCCAGCCUCUCCUGCACCCCCAGAACCCCCAAAGCCGAGUGAACCUGAUAACCCUCCAACUCAAGAGACUGUGACAGAGAGUAACAAAGCCAAUAAGGAGGAGGAGGAUGGAUCAUCAGAUGACCCUCAACAUGAUGACUAUUAUUGCGAGGAUCCCUAGCCAUCUCAUCAAGAGCCAAGAUCAUCUACAUUUUGCGUGUCUAGUCUAGUCUUUUCUAUUCUCUUUUAUUUUAAUUGGCAAACUCUCUAACCAUUUUAAACUGAUUUCGUACUUCCAAACCCUUUCACCACCAUUGUCAACUUGUGUAACCCUUUAUAAAAAAUGGUUCUGCUCUCUAUCCAUAAUAUUAAUCCCACAUUAUCAAGAACCUUUCUAAUUCUCAACCACUUUUCAACUUUGUUAUGUAAAUCUAUUAAGUGUUCAUAUUCUAUUUUUGAAGUGGAAAGUACGGUGAAACACUGAUGGCUGCUCUUUGGUUACAUUGUGCAUUUGAAGCGAUGGAGCCGUCACCUGCGCAUGCGUCAGAUGGCCAUAGCGUGUCAUUGUUUACAAACAAGUGUCUACUCAUGAGCCUUUGCGUUUUUAGUGUCUUGUUAUCGUCGCUUGGAACUCCAUUUCUGUGUCUCGCUUUAAGUUGUAGUAUAUGAACACAGACGUUUGUUUGCACUGUUUAGAAAUAUUUUGGUCUCAAAAUGAACAUGAUUUCUGUGAGAAUAUUAUCACUAACUUGUUUAGUUGUUCAUUAUACAAUAAGCAAUUGUCUCACAGCCCAGAGUAAUGUGAGCAGUGUCAUAUACUAUUACUUCAGUCAGGGAAAAAAAAAAUCUCUCAAAAUGUCUGGUGGAAGAAAUCUUGGGUUUAAAGUUUAUAGUGUCAUUGUUGUGUGAAUUCUUUCUGAUUACUUUUUCAUUUAUUCCCCUGACCACCAUAAAUUCUACUCACUGCAUGGAUGUGUGUUAGAGGGAAAGGUGGUGGUUUAAAGUUAGACCCCAAUACUGUCCAUUAUGUUUUGUACAAUGGUGUUCGUUACAACUACUUGGUUUUACAAUAUGCGUUCAACAAACAAAAUUAUCUGAAUUAACAAGGGAAUGAUUGAAUUGUAUUUUAAAUUGAUUUUCUCAAAUGCAAUGUAAUGGACAUUGCAACAGUCUGUAAUACUAUUUUGGCGUUAAAUUACCAUUGUAAUCAAUUCCCAUCUCACACAGUUGUAUGUUUACGUAAUUUGGGACAUUAUUUCAGAGAGAUGGACAUGUCUUAAUUGCUUUCUCUAUCAAGUUAGGGGAGCUUGCACCAAUAUGCAAAUAAGUACCUCUUAUGAAUUUGCAUAUAAUGUGGAUGCUUUUAAGAUUAUUCAAUGUUUUCACAAUAUUUUACCCUAUGCUAUGGUUGUUAUGUGAGGAUAUCACAAAGUACGCACAUAGUGUACAUCAUUAAAAUCUGAGUGUGUACUAAGUGCAUACUUUGUGAUUUUCUAUAAUAAUAGCAUUAUUAUACAUUUUUCUGAUCCUACCACUGCUGCUGGUUAAAAUUAGUGAAACUUUGACUUGAAAUAAAUCCACCAUUUUGGUAAUAUCCCAUUAACCAUUCCCUUAUAAGAUACAGGAGUACAGUAAAACCAUUUAUUUUCACUGAUAUUUAAUUUCACUAUUUUGAUGUAUUGAGUAUAUUCCCUGAUUUUAAUUUCACGAAUUUGUUAAGGAAAUAAUGAAUUUAUUUUUCAUGUUCACAUAGAUUUACUUUUUAGCGAAUUUUACUUAUCAGCGAAAAUAGCAAAAUUAAAACCUAGUGAAAAAUCAAUGCAUUUACAGUAAGCAGAUAUACUGCAAAAUACGUAUGAUACUGCACACUGCAACUGAUUCACAGGUGUGUAAUAGUCUUGUGUUGUCAAAAUUGUAUGGACAGUCUUUAAAGUAAAUAUUACUCAGUUUCUGAUUGGAAUUGAUUACAGGUGCAUAUUGAUGAACAGCGCCCUCUCUGUUCAUGUAAAGUUUGUUUGGAGCCUUGUUAUUUAUCAUUACAGUAUUUUUGAAGUGGAGAAUAACAUAAUAGUAUUAUCUUAAUACUUAUGAGAAUUUACGCAAUAAAGUUAUUUCUGAAUUAUUACAU
Molecule: messenger RNA, 4155 nt
Organism: Saccoglossus kowalevskii
Lineage: Eukaryota; Metazoa; Hemichordata; Enteropneusta; Harrimaniidae
Product: beta-taxilin-like
Molecular function (GO): syntaxin binding
Source: RefSeq, a predicted model, not a curated record